AUGCCUCAAGCGCUGAAAGACUGUCGAACCUGCAAUCGCCGUCGCAUUCGCUGCGACCGGACCAUUCCUGCCUGCUCGAAAUGCGUGUCCCGAAAGCUGUCAUGCCCAGGCUACGAGAAACAACUGAAGUGGGUGUGUGGCGCGGUCAGUAAGGGGCCUUAUCGAAAAUAUUAUUGCCAUGGUGAGGCAGAUGUGAGCCUUGUAAAAACCAGUGGCUACAAACGCAUUGAAAAUCAAGAGCAGGCAAGCGUGGCCUCAGAGCGGGCGACGCCCGAUUCGCCGACCACUUCCCGGCCUGGGAACUACCCAUUUGUGGUGUGUCGAACGAAUCUAGAAAACCCUCAGCUAAGCCAAUCUGGAGCGGCCUUUCUGUUGAACCACUUCACCCGAGUUGUUGCCAAUCAGCUGGUCUGGUAUGACGACGACGCCAACCCAUGGCGGAAUUUGAUUGUGCCACUUGCCUUGGACUCACCGACGCUUCUCACGACCAUUCUUGCUAUAGCAUCUGGAAACAUUGUGUCGAGAACGCAAGGUGAUAACCAGCACACAGGAAAAAUUUAUCGGUCAAUGCAAUUCCAUCGUGAGCAGGCGCUAAGGUUGCUGUCCAAAGACAUUCGGGUCAUGAGUAAUCUCACAUCAACGAAAUCAUGGCAGCCGUCCCAUUCGCGAUGGGGAGAUGCAACACUAGCGAGCGUCAUCCUUCUCUCCUACUUGGAGAUUCACUUUCCUACGUCGGGUGUGUGGCGAUUGCACCUAAAGGCAGCUCGACAAGUCAUUCUAGCAAUUGAAAAGCCCUCAAUCUCGGACCGAACGACAAUUUUCUUGACGGAGGAGCUCUUUGCUGCAACCACUUGGGCGCUCCUGACCGACUAUGAUUUCGAUGCGUCUGUCAGCGGUUAUGAUCUUCACAUAUCGCAUGACAACCAUGCUCCCCAACCUCAAGAACUGCAAGAGAUGGUCGCCAUACCAUAUCAGGAUUCUGGAUUUGCAGGUUUCUGUCUUGCUAUACAGCAGAUUACUCGGAUGGAGCGAAUACUCCGGCAAUCAAGAGUCCAUGGGGUGCCAUAUAUGGACACCGAGACCAUUUUGGCGCAGAUUGAUCGCAUGCUCUCAGAAGCUCGGCGCUGCGCACUCGGAUCUGCAAAACCUGAACGCCUCCGGUGCACGAAAUCCGAACACCUUGAUGUCCGAAAUCUGAUUGAUGCCAUCUAUCACGCCACUUCAGUCUACAAAUUACGAGCGCUACAAUGCACAACAAACGCAGAAAGCACCCUGAACUACCACCGAAACCAGCUCUUCAGGUCUCUACUGGCAUUUCACGACCUGGAGUCAUUCGCCCAAGACCAAACAUGGUCUCUGUUCGUGGCUGGUACAGAGAGCAAAGGCGACGUAACAAGACAGGUUUGGAUCAGGCGUCGGUUCCAUCGUAUUAUGAGCUGUAGCUGUGAGCUCGAUCGACCCAGGGUAAUGAGGUUUCUCGAAGCAUAUUGGCUACAGACCGACUCAGAAAACUGGAUUAACUAUGGACGUCGGCAGACAGAUCAAGUCGGGUUUCUGAUACUCUAA
Molecule: messenger RNA, 1566 nt
Organism: Exophiala spinifera
Lineage: Eukaryota; Fungi; Ascomycota; Eurotiomycetes; Chaetothyriales; Herpotrichiellaceae
Exons: 2
Coding region: 1-1566 (521 amino acids)
Biological process (GO): positive regulation of transcription by RNA polymerase II
Cellular component (GO): nucleus
Molecular function (GO): transcription cis-regulatory region binding; DNA-binding transcription factor activity, RNA polymerase II-specific; zinc ion binding
Source: RefSeq, a predicted model, not a curated record